GCUCUGUGUCCCUCGGGCACAGCGGAAAGAGCCAAAGAUGUCGGCUCCGUCAUGUGAUCAGCUGUGUCCAAUCACAGCUGAUCACAUAAGUGCCACCUGUCAGUGUCCAUCAGUGCCAGCAGUCAGUGCUCAUCAGUGCCAUGUGCCAGUGCCCAUCAGUGCCACAUCAAUGCCACAUAUCAGUGCAUACUAGUGCACAUCAAUGCCACAUAUCAGUGCCCAUCUGAGCUGCCUUUCAAUGUCACCCAGCAGUGCCAAUCAGUGCCACCUAUCAAUGCUGCCAAUCAGUGCCAGUCAGUGUCGCCUAUCAGUGCACAUCAGUGCCGCCUAUCAGUGCCGCCUAACAGGGCCAGUCAGUGCCAUAUAUCAGUGCCAUAUAUCAGGGCCAUAUAUCAGUGUCAUGUAUCAGUUCUGCCUUUCAGUGCCCAUCAGU
Staurois parvus is the source of this 433-nucleotide messenger RNA. Lineage: Eukaryota; Metazoa; Chordata; Amphibia; Anura; Ranidae. The record is from the annotation of a GenBank genome assembly.